UUUUUCUUUCAGGAAACACAUCCUGUUCACAUUUCACUGCUGUGGCAGUGGCUCCGUUUGUUGCACUCGGCUACGCCCUGAGACUCACCAAAAACAGCCGUUUCCUCUCUCCAUUGAGAGAUAGGAGGGAAAAACUUCCUCGCAGCAGAGGUUCUGCUUUCCUGCUCGUGUUGCUCCCAGCUCCGACAUGCAACAUUCAUAGAAGAACCGAAGCAGCAGAACAGAUUUCUUUGGAAAACGCCGGGGGCUCCUAGGGGAUAACUAUGUACUUUUCUUGGUUCAGAAUUUGCUUGGGCGCUGAGAGUACAAUCCUGCUGUGCUUGUAGGAUGUUCUGAAUUGGACGGCGGCAAAUAAAAAUUUCAGAGCUCUUGCCAACGAACUCUUACAUGUGGGUCUCGGUCUUCACUCACAGCUGUGCUCCAGAAGGUUAAGGCACCUGGCAACAUUUGUGGGCAUUUUCUUCUCUUGUCCAAGAACAAACGUUCCCUAUAUCGACCUUUUACAAAUUGGGUUCCCGAGAAAAGAAUGCAUCUCCUUGUAUUUCAACUUAUCACCAGCUUUGCUCUGCUCAAAGUGCAGGAAGGAGGAUAAAGCACCGAUUGGGGAGACAGCGACCUGGAAGUCUUAUUUCUACACUUUUUAUAUGGAUUUCUCCUCUCUGUCUAGCAGUCCUUUGUGUGACCAGAAACACCCUAGACGUUGUCUUCUGAGAAUGAAUGGUGAUGUUCUCUAGCCACUUGUAACGUUAUCUGCACCCAUCUUAAUUCAAUGCGCUACAGCUAAGUGGAACACUUGGAUCUUCUACAAAGAGUGGGUGCCAGCAGUGUAUGACAGUCAGAUAUGACUGUCCAGAAACUGGUAGCUACAGCCGUGUUAGUAGCUCUGGUUUCACUUAUUCUCAACAAUGCUGCUGCCUUCACCCCCAACUGGGUGUACCAGACCUUGGAGGACGGGCGCAAGCGCAGCGUGGGGCUGUGGAAGAUGUGCUGGCUGGCAGAAAAGGGAAGAGGAGGCGCGGGCACAGGUGCCAGGCAUGGCCAAGGGGCAGACCGCGAAUGUGAAUCCUUGGGCUGGGGUUCAGAGCCCGCCGGGUUCCAGGAAUCUCGUAGCACGGUCAAACUGCAGUUUGACAUGAUGCGAGCCUGUAACAUGAUUGCCACAGUCGCUUUGACAGCCGGUCAGCUUCUUUUCAUGUUGGGAUUGGUAGAACUGUCCGUUAUUUCUCAGAAUACCCAGUGGUGGGAAGAAGCCAUCGCUGCUGUGUUCCAGCUUGCCAGUUUUGUGCUGGUCAUUGGAUUGGUAACCUUCUAUCGCAUUGGACCCUACACCAGCCUGUCCUGGUCUUGCUAUCUAAACAUUGGGGCUUGUCUUCUCGCUACACUGGCUGCUGCCAUUCUCAUAUGGAACAUUCUUCACCGACGGGAGGACUGCAUGACACCCAGAGUAAUCGUAAUCAGCCGCACCCUCCGUGCUAGCUUUCGACAAGGUCUGGAGAAUGACUAUGUUGAGUCACCAUGCUGAUAACGUGUGGGUGGAGGAGAGGAGACUAUCCGGAGAAGAUUUACAUAUUGGAUUGCUUUCUAUAAAUAUGACAUGUAAUUUAAAUGCUGAAGAAUACCACAAAGUUCACUUUUCAAUUAAAGAAGCCCAGCAUUAUUACCUGGAUGGGCUACAUCUAUAAAUGUAUACAUGUACAUUAUACACUAUCCCUUCCCUCUGAUGUACAGUGUAAAAUACUAACCAUUCAGCUCAGCCAUCCUGAUGGAAUGCCAGUCGAAGGACAGAGAGACUGAAACUAUGGCAGAUGUGGUCCAUGUUAAUUUUGUGGGGAUAUGAAAUGAGGGAGACAAAAUUCAGUAUUCUAACCUCAAUUCAUGUUUCAGGGGAAGUUAUACCAUAGUUCAAUAGCUGAAAAACAAGCUCAAGGGAUUGUUCAUAGAAGUUGCCCUUCUUUCAAAACCAACAACACUGGCAGUCUGAAAGUGACAGUAGCUUCUCUCAAGUUACUAUUUUCAUCCCAUACAUGUCUUUGUAACAUUGAUCCAUCGAAUCAAAUAAAUUUAUUGUCAUUGUAAGUAUAUACAUAGUAUACCCAUACAACAAAAUUCACAGAUACCCAAUACUGAAAUCAUCCAAUACUGAAGAUGUAUCCAAUCUGACUAAAAUAAUAUUUCUGUCCUGAAACUUGGCAAACCCAGAAACUACUAGCAUAUUUUAACAAUUUAUAAGGAAAGUGGGGAAAGUUUUUUUUAAAGAAAUGAAAGUUUAAGAUUUCAAGCUUAUCUUCUUCAAUAUUUCAGAAACUUUACAUGCUGUUAAACUGCUGGCAAAGAUAACAUUUAAGUAUAAUGUGCUCCAGUUAUAUAGUUAUGUUCAUACUCAAACCAAGAAAAUGUAGAUUCUUUCUGCCAUUUCAAAGCAAUUACAGUGUUGCCCCCUGGACGAUUACCCUGCUUGACGACGAAUCCGCUCGAAGU
Messenger RNA from Pogona vitticeps (central bearded dragon), 2478 nucleotides. It is a transcript of the gene TMEM204, whose product is annotated as transmembrane protein 204. The record is from RefSeq and is a predicted model, not a curated record. Lineage: Eukaryota; Metazoa; Chordata; Lepidosauria; Squamata; Agamidae. Gene Ontology annotation, biological process: smooth muscle cell differentiation; regulation of vascular endothelial growth factor receptor signaling pathway; lymph vessel development. Gene Ontology annotation, cellular component: plasma membrane.